GUUGCGGGUGGGGGGGUGAACAUUCCCCCAUUUCUGAAAAAGGAAACCGAUCCCCCUCAGACACGGCUGGGAAAGCAGCAAAAUGCUGGAGCCUGAACCCCCUGGGCUGAGACUGCAGUGAAACACAAAUGGGAGGUGCUGGGAUUCCUGUCCCUGUUCCCUGCACUGAGCUUUGCCUCCCACAUCAGCCUGUGCCUAGUAGGUGGGUAGGAAAUGAGAAGACCCUGCCCUCCUCCAUCUGCUGGGAGGACAAGGAGCUCUCCUCUUCUCUCUGUUCCCUGCAGCCUUCUGGCCACUGUGAGCAGGGUGGGGAUGGGAUUCUGCUCCUCUGGCCCUCCCAGAGCUGUCCUGGUGUUGUGCUUCUUCCCCCAUGAAUAGUGGGGCUGUGGCUGGGGCACCAGGCUCUGAGUGGGGGGCACCUGUUGUUUCAGAUGCCAGUGAGCUUCGAGGAGGUGGCUGUGUAUUUCACCGCGGGGCAGGGGGCUCUGCUGGACCCCGCUCAGAGAGCCCUCUACAGGGACGUCAUGCAGGAGAACUAUGAGACUGUGACCUCGCUGGGACUCCCCAUUCCCAAACCUGCCCUGAUCGCCUGGCUGGAAGCAGGGGAAGAGCCGUGGGUCCCGGAUCUCCAGGACUCCGAGGAAAGGAAGAUCCCAAGAGGCACCCGCAGAGCAGGUGAUGAGACAAUGAAUGAGAACGAGGAGGGGAAUCCACAGCAGGAAGGUCCUGACCAAGUGGAACUGCAGGGGAGGUUUUUGAGAAGAGCUCAAGGGAAUUUUUCCCAGUACUGGGAACAGAGAAAAGCCUGGAAUCAUCGGCACAGGUCGGAGAGAAAGUUGGAAAACCGCCAAAGGAAGAAAGUGAAUGAAGUAAUUGAAUGUGGGGGAGGAGGCAAGGAUCCCCAGGAAACCACAGACCAGCAGACAAAUCCCAAGGAAAAGAAACCAUAUAAAUGCUUGGAGUGUGGGAAGAGCUUCAGUCGGCGCUCAGAUCUUAUUAAACAUGGUAGAAUCCAUUCCGGAGAGAGACCCUAUAAAUGCUUGGACUGUGGGAAAAGCUUCAAUCAGAGUUCAAAUCUUACUACCCAUCGGAGAGUGCACAUAGGAGAGAGGCCCUAUAAAUGUUUCGAGUGUGGGAAAAGUUUCGGUGUACUAUCAACUCUUAUUAUACAUCAGAGAACUCACACAGGAGAGAAACCUUAUGAAUGUUUGGACUGUGGGAAAAGCUUCUAUCGGAGCUCAAAUCUUACUGCCCAUCAGAGAGUGCAUACAGGAGAGGGACCACAUAAAUGUCUUGAGUGUGGGAAAAGCUUCAGUGCACCAUCAGUCCUCCUUAUACACCAGAGAACCCACACGGGAGAGAAACCUUAUAAAUGCUUGGAGUGUGGGAAAAGCUUCAGUCAGAGCUCAGGCCUUAUUAACCAUAGCAGAAUCCACAUGGGAGAGAGACCCUAUACAUGCUUGGACUGUGGGAAAUGCUUUUAUGGGAGCUCAAAUCUUACUGCCCAUCAGAGAGUGCACAUAGGAGAGGGACCAUAUAAAUGUCUUGAGUGUGGGAAAAGCUUCAGUGCACCAUCAGUCCUCCUUAUACACCAGAGAACCCACACGGGAGAGAAACCUUAUAAAUGCUUGGAGUGUGGGAAAAGCUUCAGUCAGAGCUCAGGCCUUAUUAGCCAUGAAAGAAUCCAUACAGGGGAGAGACCGUAUAAAUGCUUGGACUGUGGGAAAAGCUUCAGUCACCGCUCAGGCCUUAGUAACCAUGGGAGAAUCCACACAGGAGAGAGACCAUAUAAAUGCUUGGACUGUGGGAAAAGCUUCAGUCGCCGCUCAGACCUUAGUAACCAUGGGAGAAUCCACACAGGAGAGAAACCCUAUAAAUGUUUGAUCUGUGGGAAAAGCUUCAAUCGGAGCUCAAAUCUUCAUACCCAUUGGAGAGUGCACACAGGAGAGAGUGGGAAAAGUUUCAGUGAGAGCUCAAAGCAUCAGGAGAGCAAUCAUAGCCAGGGCUCUGGCCUUCCCCACCCUCCAAGCCAGCCGAGACUGACCCAUUUCAGGUGCCUGACCCCUUCCCUGCCCUACCCGUUGCUCCUCCUCCCUGUAUUUGUCUAGCUUCCCAGGCAGAGUCACCUGGUCGCAUCCCCCUUCUGGAUCUCAUGGCUACAGCAUACGUGCAGGUAGCCUCACCUGCCCAAUAGGCACCAACUUCCCCUCUGGCCUCUGGGUGCCCCACCACCACCCCACCCCUUCCCCCAAGGCCCCAACCCUGCCCCGCCUCUCCCUGCUCCUGCUCCGCCCUGCAUCCAUUCUACCCUUUCCCCCAAGUCCCUGCCCCCCUGCAAGUUCUGGCCAAGGAGGGGUGGGGAGAGAAGAGGAACUGUCCCUGGCCCCGGGGCUCCACAGACAGUGGCAUUGCCCUGGGCCUCCCCUUUCCUCCACCUACGCCUCUCAUUGAACUGUCCCUUUGUCCUGCCCAGCUGUUAGUGGGGAGCCUGCCUCAUUCCAUUUCACAUUCUUAGGGCAGGGCUUUGGAGAGGAUACGUGUGUCAUAAAGGAGAACUACAGACCCAUCACAGUGGACGUGUGUAACUCUCCUGGUAACCUCUGUUCCCUCUAAGCUGCCUGGCCGCGCAGCAGGCUAUCAAGGACUGUGCAGAUGGGGAGAGACACCUCUCCCCCAGCCCCUGGCUACUGUGAUGAGAGAGGCCUGGGGAGAGUCCUCACACCCUGCCACAGCCUGCCCCCCCAAACCCCUCAUCCCAGGCCCCAUUCCAGAGCCUGCACCGCCAGCCAGAUCCUCAGCCCCCCAUGCCCCAACUCUCUGCCCCGGCCCUGAG
Messenger RNA from Chrysemys picta bellii (western painted turtle), 2833 nucleotides. NCBI's taxonomy places the organism in Eukaryota, Metazoa, Chordata, Testudines, Emydidae. The record is from RefSeq and is a predicted model, not a curated record.